Molecule: messenger RNA, 2890 nt
Organism: Peromyscus maniculatus bairdii (prairie deer mouse)
Lineage: Eukaryota; Metazoa; Chordata; Mammalia; Rodentia; Cricetidae
Product: olfactory receptor 8S1-like
Biological process (GO): G protein-coupled receptor signaling pathway
Cellular component (GO): membrane
Molecular function (GO): G protein-coupled receptor activity; olfactory receptor activity
Source: RefSeq, a predicted model, not a curated record
GCCACUUUGAGCCAUUUACAGAGCUAGAUAUGCUUCUGUGUCCCCUUCCGAAAAUGUUCCUCCAGACAGGUCCCUUUUGGGAAAAGGGCCACUCUAAUUGUGACAAUAGCCAAGCACACAGUGACAACAGUAUCAGAGUCGUUUUCACUCAAAACUGGGACUGGGAAUCAGCAUACAUGAAGCUCUGAGAGCAGUGAAAUUGCAGCUCCAGGUUUAAAACAAAAUGAUGAUUUUAAUCCCGUAAAUUUCACAAAGCUCUUACACACCACCCCUGAUUCCAGACAGAGCACAACUUCCAAGUUGUCCCACUUGAAAAUGUCCUUGUAAGAUUUUCACUUUGGCCUUUGUGUCCGAGGGAGAAUUUCCCAUCCUUAAAGGGACCUGUAGAGACGCUGAGGCCCUGCUCCAACGACCUAGGCAAGUUAAUCAUUUUUUUCAGCACUUAGUUUUAAGUGGUGUGAAACUGACUAAGAAAGAGGGACAGACACUCACAUGUUUGUUAGGCGUAAGAAGAGGCGCCACUAUUUUAUUUCUCACAUUUUGAAAGAAAUGUUGAGGGAGAUGAGGAACCACAGCACUGUCCUGGAGUUCAUCCUCCUCGGGCUGCCUGGUGACGCCCAGACGCAGGCUCUUCUCUUCAUGCUCUUCCUGGUGAUUUACCUUCUGACCCUCGUGGGGAACCUGCUGCUGCUGCUGGCAGUCAAGACUGACUCCCACCUCCACACGCCCAUGUACUUCUUCCUGGGACAACUGUCCUUCCUGGACCUCUGUCACUCAUCUGUCACAGUGCCCAAGCUGUUGGAGAACCUCCUCUCUGUGAAGAAGAGCAUCUCGGUGGAGGGCUGCCUGGCUCAGGUCUUCUUCGUGUUCGCCACUGGAGGUACCGAGUCCUGCCUACUGGCAGCCAUGGCCUACGACCGCUAUGUGGCCAUCAGCUCGCCUCUGCUCUACAGCCAAGUGAUGAGCAGACAGCUGUGUGCGGGGCUGGUGUGGGGCUCUUGGGGCCUGGCCUUUCUGGAUGCUCUCAUCAAUAUCCUCGUGGCUCUGAAUUUAGAUUUCUGUGAGGCGCAGAAUAUCCACCACUUCCUCUGCGAGCUGCCCUCUCUCUACCCCUUAUCUUGCUCCGACGUGUCCACCAGCUUCACCACCCUCCUCUGCUCCAGCUUCAUCCACUUCUUUGGGAACUUCCUCUUCAUUCUCUUCUCAUACAUUCGCAUCCUGCUCACCAUCCUGGGCAUCAGCUCCACCUCCGGGAGAAGCAAGGCCUUUUCUACCUGUUCGUCCCACCUCACGGCAGUGAGCUUCUUUUAUGGCUCAGGGUUACUCCGCUAUCUCAUGCCAAAUUCAGGAUCCGUUCAAGAGCUGAUCUUCUCUUUGCAGUACAGCGUCAUCACCCCCAUGCUGAACCCCCUCAUCUACAGCCUGAAGAACAAGGAGGUGAAGGCGGCUGUCAGACGGAUGCUAAGAAAAUAUUUGUAGUGUUUCAAAGAAUGGGUUAAAAACCGGAGUGAGGGGGAAGUGGGUAGAACUCUGUUCAACAGUGCCUGGACGCCGAGAGUGCCUGGAGAGCUUCGUCUGUACAAAUCCUCACCUCUUUUUCUCGAAGGGACUUCAAAGGUGGAGAGUGACUUUCUUGGGAUGGCCCCAGUUUGGCCAUACUCAGAGGAUAAGACAAACAAUUUCUCUUGUGAAGUACUGUAUUUAGUCAUUAUACACAGCCUGGUAGACACUGUUGUCUUCUUCUCAGUCUGUCUUCCUCAUUCUUCCAGAAACUAGACUACUUGUUCAGAGUGGCUUCAGGGAGACCAUUCAUCAUGGUGUCUCAAAGUCCUUCCCCAACCCUGGUGGGUAUUUACUCCUUUGAUCGGGGGGUAGUAGAGAAGAGAGCAAAGAGCCAAUGGUAGAUCAUUCCCUCUAAGAGGAAUUUGAAACUUGAGGAGAGAUUGUAGGACGAAAUGAUCUGUCUUUCACCUGCAGCCAAUGUGUGCAAGAUCACUGGAGUUUUCCCAGACUUUCUUUUCCAAAGGCCAGAAACACAAAUACGAAUAUCACAUUAUGUCAUAUACUAUUUACAUACACCACCCCAUUUAAACAAACACAACAAAUGCAUUGAAUGAAUAUUUCAGCUAUCCCUACUCUAAAGAAGAGAAAACUGUCUCAGAGAGGUAAGUGAUAGGGUUGGAAUUUUGAGCCAAAUGGACCAAAACCUGCUUUCAUUACCAUAUUGAUAAUGGAUUCUUCCUGCGAUCCUGGACUCAAUUAAUGAAUUGUAAUCUCCAUGUCCAUCACAUUUUUCUAUUAUUUUAAGUGGGGAUUAGAUUUUGUCAUUUUCAAAAAAAGAAUUUAAAAGCUACAUGGGUACCACAAUAGACAUAUACACAUAGACAUCUGAGGACAGUUGGGACAUCUGAAGUUGCUUCUGGAACCAGCCAUGUCCACAGACUACAGUUAACCCACCUACUUUAGGUUAUUUGCUCAGUGGUCAAACAACCCUAUCCAUGAGGGGACUGAUGAUGAGAAACUAUUCACUUUGCUAGACAAGCAUCUCUGUCAAUCAGCCCGCAUGGUGUCAAAGUGUCACACUGUGAGAUUGUCAAUGACCCAGUAGGUGAUGGGCAGUAUCUGUGGCAUAAACCCAGAAGAAAGUGACAGAAUUUUAGGAAAGAUGCCUUAGAUUGUGUACUAUUAACUAUAACAGUUCGGAGAGUUGUAUAGAUUAAAUUAUUGUGGCCAAAAAUGAUUUCUUUCUGAAAUUGCUUUUUUUGUUGUUUUGACUUAUUUACAAGCUGUCAGUCGUUACCUUCUCCACCCCCAGCAGCAAAGAACAUAAAUUCCAAUAGAAUAAAAGAAAAGGACACAUACACACAAAUACACAAAGAGAAGGGAGGGA